AUGUAAAAAUAAACAGAAGAACUAGAGUUUCUCCUCAAGAAGAGUCCUCAACACAGAAGCAAAGCUGAAAUCGAUUUAUUGGUGCAAUUAACCUCUAAACUCCCAUUUUUUAAAUAAUACAUGAAGCAAGAAAAUGGUUUAUAAAUACAAAGGAAAUGUUGCAAAAGUAUGUACUGCGAAAAAUUCAAAGCAAAUGAAAUUGUAUUCCACAUCGACAGUGUCGGUACCAAGUUUUACAUCAUUUUGGAUGGAUCUGUCACUGUAUUAGUCAGAAAAACAACUCAAUCUGAAAUGGAGGCUGUUAGAGUUCUUAAUGGUGGAGAAUCUUUCGGUGAACUAGCCCUGUUACACAAAUAACCAAGACUUGCCACCAUUUCAUGUAAUACAGAUUGCAUUUUCGCCGUCUUGGAUAAACACUAAUUUAAGCAUAUUUUAUAAGAAGAAUAAUAAAAAUAACUGGAUUAAAAUAUUGAUUAUUUUUCAUAAAUCAGAAUAUUUUCACAUCUCCAUAGAACCCAACUAAAACAUAUCUAUUUGAAUUCUUUUCUCUAUGAAUUUGAAAAGAAUCAAGUUGUCAUCAAAGAAGGACAAAAAGCGGAUUAUUUCAUAUUGAUCAAAUCUGGAAGUUUUCUUGUUAAAAAAAUAAUGAAACCCAAUUAAAUAAAUAUCAAUCUCUUUGAAAUUGGAGAACUGCAAGUGUUUGGUUUCUAUCAUCUUAGCAUUAACAUACCAUAUGAAUAUUCUCUUGUUUGUAAUACAUCAAAGGGCUAUGCAUACAAAAUUAAUAGAACCUCCUUGGUCGAAAGAAUGUUCGAAUAAUAAGGUGAUGAUCUUAAACAAAAUAGAAUUGAACUAUUGUAAUUGGCUGAUUUACGGACAGAAACAGAAAUCAAAACGGCGAACAUUUAUCCACAAUAUUUUAGGAAAAGAAUCCGCACUGAUGUUAUCGAAGAACAUUCACAGGUAACUUAACCCAAUAAAAAUGCUAAACUGAAUCUAUUUUAGUAUUAAAAUCAAAAGAAGUAGAGAAUGAAUCAAUUUAAAUUAUAAAUGGAUCUUUAGUCGUUAAAAUUGAGGAAAAAGCCAAUUAAAGUACCUUAAUAAGUUUCACCACAUACUCAAUCAGAUAUAUUUCUAAAGCCUCAUCAAUAUUAUAACUUUAUACAAUAAGAAACAGAGUCUUAGAUGUAAUAAUAAUAAUAACAAUAAUAACAAUAAUAAUAAUAACUAAUUAACUACUCUAAAGUACCAAAAAAGUUAUUGAUAAAAACUCAUUUGGCUGAAGAAUUUACGGAAAAACUAUCUUGCGAUAGUCCUUUAAGUACAACUUAAACAUAAAUGAAAAGUGUAAAUGGAUUAAAAAAAAUGAUAUUACCCAAUCAGCAAAAUAGAAUAAAAUCUAGAACUUUUUAAUGCUAGUUGAGUUCGUCUUCACUCUUCAAAACUAUGAGUUGUGUGCUCUAACAACGAUACUAGAGUAUAACAUCCAACAAUCAUUAUCUCUGA
Paramecium tetraurelia is the source of this 1506-nucleotide messenger RNA. RefSeq lists its product as uncharacterized. Lineage: Eukaryota; Ciliophora; Oligohymenophorea; Peniculida; Parameciidae. The record is from RefSeq and is a predicted model, not a curated record. The transcript is spliced from 4 exons.